Dioscorea cayenensis subsp. rotundata (Guinea yam) is the source of this 1712-nucleotide messenger RNA. Its product is annotated as GATA transcription factor 5-like. Bases 220 to 1293 code for a protein of 357 amino acids. The transcript is spliced from 3 exons. Gene Ontology annotation, biological process: positive regulation of DNA-templated transcription. The record is from RefSeq and is a predicted model, not a curated record. Gene Ontology annotation, cellular component: nucleus. Lineage: Eukaryota; Viridiplantae; Streptophyta; Magnoliopsida; Dioscoreales; Dioscoreaceae. Gene Ontology annotation, molecular function: sequence-specific DNA binding; zinc ion binding.
ACCGUGGUUUUGGAAUCCUAAGCGCGGUGCAGAAAGAGACAAGGUUAGGACUUUGGGAAGAAGAGGGUGGAAUUAAUAAAUAAUGUGAUGGAGAAUAAAUAGUGUGAGAGAAAUAAUAAGGAAAGAUAGAAAGAUAGAAAGCUAAAAAGGAAAGAAGAAGAAGAAGCAGUGGUUGCACCCGUUCUCUCUCUCUCUCUCUCUCUUUUGCAAAGCUAUUCAAUGCUUCACCAAACUCUCUCCUUUGCUUUGCAUCCUUGCUCAACCUUGCAUUCCUCGCCGUUGCAGCAGCAGCAGCAGGAACAGUCGAGGAUGGAGAUGGUGGCGUUGAAGGGGAGUUCGAGGCCGGAGAUGGGGCAACAACAUGGUGGUUUUCUCGCCGAUGAGAUUGCUUGGGCGGUGGAAAGAGGGAACUUUUUGUCUGAUGAGUUCUCCGUUGAUGACCUUCUUGAUUUGGGUGCCGAUGAGGUGUUUGAUGAUAUGCUUGAGAAGGAACUCGGUCACGCCGUUAAGCAAGAGCCGGAGGUUGAAGAUGAAACGGAGAACUCGAACUCGUCUUCUGGUCUCUCAUUUGAAGCUCCGAUUCCUUCUGAAAUCGCUCUUCCGGGAGCUGAUGAUGCGGCUGAGUUGGAAUGGGUGUCACGCAUCAUGGAUGACACGUACUCCGAGUAUCCGCCGAUGGCCGGAGUAGUUCCGACGGCGACAGCAGCGGUGAAACCGGUUUCACCGACGCCGAAGCUGGUUCCAGUGAAAGCCAAGAGAAGCAAGCGGGCAAGAACAGCGGGUUGGGUCCGGUCAAACCUCGACCAAACCUCAUCUUCCUCAGCCUCAUCGCCGGCGGCUUCAUCGACGUCGUCGUCGUCCUCCAGCUCAUCAUCUUCAUCGUCUUGUCUCAUCUAUGACUUCACUCCGGUGACGACCAAAGCUUCAGCUUUGCUCCUCCCUGUGGACGAGAGUUCCCAACCGGAAACUCGGCCGAAGAAACGCGGCCGGAAACCGAAGGUUGCCGGCGCGGCGGCCGCCGGAGCCAGCGGUGAGAGACGGUGUAGCCACUGUGGUGCCCAGAAGACGCCGCAGUGGAGGGCCGGACCGAUGGGGGCGAAGACUCUGUGCAACGCUUGUGGGGUUCGGUUCAAGUCCGGCCGGCUCUUGCCGGAGUACCGGCCGGCGUGCAGCCCCACGUUCGUCAGCCAUGUUCACUCCAACAGUCACCGGAAAGUCCUCGAGAUGCGCCGGAAAAAGGCCGAUGAGCAGCAGCACGGCGUCCUUCUCCCUUCUCCAGUCACCUCCUUCUAAAACCGGUCCGGUUCAGUCUCGGGUCGGGUCGGGUCCGGUCGGAUCGAGUUGGUUUGGUUUGGUUUGGUUCGGUUCGGGUUGUAAAUUUUCGGCUUAUCCUAGCAUUAGGCUGUAACUGAUUGAAUUCAUUUUAGCUUAGGUAGGCCAGGUUGCAGGGUUUUUGUAGUUUUUUUCUUUUUUUAUUUUUUUAUUUUUUUAUUUAUUUUUAAUAUUUAGUUUAGGAUUUAGGAUGAAUUGUAGGGGGUUUUUCUAGUAUUUUUUUUUCCUUAAUUAGGUGGGUUUAGUGAGGAGAAAAGUAAAUGGAAAUGGAGCUGAUUAUUAUCAAUGGUGCUGACUUGUAUUGGUUUUUCUUUUUCUCUAGUUGUUUGUAAAACAGUCCUUAUAAAUAGUAACAUUCUGGUUUUGCUUCAAGUUUUCAA